Messenger RNA from Sceloporus undulatus (fence lizard), 441 nucleotides. Its product is annotated as calcineurin-binding protein cabin-1-like. The coding region runs from base 154 to 441 and encodes 95 amino acids. The record is from RefSeq and is a predicted model, not a curated record. Gene Ontology annotation, cellular component: nucleus. Lineage: Eukaryota; Metazoa; Chordata; Lepidosauria; Squamata; Phrynosomatidae. Gene Ontology annotation, biological process: chromatin organization. Gene Ontology annotation, molecular function: nucleosome binding; protein binding. The transcript has 3 exons.
UUUGCCUUGUACCACCGGGCGCUGGACCUCCAGAAGCACGACCGCUUCCAGGAAUCGGCCGGAGCCUACCACCGGUUGCUGGACACACGGCUCCUCAGAGAGGCGCUUCCGUCAUGUGGCGAGGGCCGCGAGGGGCUGAGGCACCCGGGGUUGAUGCUCAAGUACUCCACUUACAAGAACCUGGCGCAGCUCUCGGCGCAGAGGGACGACGUGGAGACCGCCAUGCACUUCUACCUACAGGCGGUGACACUGGAUGCAACGGACGUCAACCUGUGGUAUAAAAUCGGCCUGGCGGCGCUGCGUCUGACACGGCUUCCGUUGGCACGUCACGCGUUCGAGGAAGGGCUGACCUGCAACGCUGACCACUGGCCUUGUCUGGACAACGUCAUCACCGUCCUCUACGCCCUCAGCGACUACACAAGUAGGACAGGGAUUAAUUAA